ACCCCUUCAGCUUGUAUUUAUACCAGCGAACCGCCAUCGUCACAAGUUCGGAGCGAAGCGAGUUGGCAGAGGUGUGUCAGUUACCAACACAGAUUUCUGUGUAAGUUGCGUUUGUUAGGAUACCAGUGUGAACUCUCAAGAUGGGAAAAGACUAUUACAAAAUACUCAAUGUCGUUAAAGGAGCGAGUGAUGAAGACAUCAAAAAGGGUUAUCGUAAAAUGGCCCUGAAAUAUCACCCGGACAAGAAUAAGUCUCCCGGAGCUGAGGAAAAGUUUAAGGAGAUUGCCGAGGCAUAUGAAGUGCUUAGUGAUCCCAAGAAGAAAGAAAUAUACGACAAAUAUGGCGAAGAAGGUCUGAAGGGUGGUAUGAACAGCGGCGGAACGAGCAGUGGACAGGGUGGCACCUACCACUAUUCCUUCCAUGGCAACCCACACGAAACAUUCCGAAUGUUUUUCGGAGAUGAGAACCCAUUCGGAAGUUUCUUUAGUUCGGGUUUCGGAGGUCCAAGUAUGCGAGGGACAGGCUUUGGUCAUCACUUCGGUCCAGGGGGCCCAGACGACAUGGACGUCGACGACGACCCCUUUGGUCAGCAGUUUGCAUCUUUUGGACCCGGGGGACAUUUUCAACAAUACAGUUCAGGGGGCAUGCCCAAACCACGAAGACAGGACGCUGCCAUUGUCAAAGAUCUACAGGUGUCACUUGAAGAUAUCUACAGGGGCACGACAAAGCGUAUGAAAAUCACCCGGAAAGUUCUCAACCCAGAUGGACGAUCCACAAGACUAGAGGAAAAAAUUCUUACUGUGGAUAUUAAACCUGGUUGGAAGGCAGGUACAAAAAUUACCUUCCCAAAAGAGGGGGAUCAGAAACCUCAUAAUAUACCUGCAGACAUUGUUUUUGUGUUGAAAGACAAACCCCACGCUCAGUUUGUUCGGGAAGGGAGUGACAUUAGAUACAAAGCCAAAGUGUUGCUGAGGGAUGCACUUUGUGGUACUACAAUUCACGUACCAACCGUUGACGGCAGGAAAAUACCUCUUAACAUUUCUGAUGUGAUAAAACCAGGUAGUAUUAAAAAAAUCCAGGGAGAAGGACUACCUUACCCCAAACAAGCAGGAAAAAGAGGGGAUCUCAUUAUAGAGUUCUCAGUGUCCUUCCCUGAUAAACUAUCACAAAUUGCUAAGGACAAUCUGAAGCAGAUGCUACCCCGUACCUAAUGUGCAAUUUUUGCAUUUAGUCAGUGGCCAGGUGUUUCUUGCUGAGUGCCCCCAUUCUUACCGAGAGAACUGCGUACAUUGGCGCUUUUGUGGAUUGUAUCAUGUAGUCUAUUUUUAUCUCACAAGUCUGACAAGUGACUCAUCUGCACCAGAUAAGCAUCAUGGUCUACUCAGUGGAGGAAUCUCUAUAUUCAGCAUCAGGGAAAUUGCUGCUUAACAGGUCUAACAGUUCUUCAUCUCUUCAUCAAUGGGCCUGAGUUAAUCACUGUAACAUUUUGUUGAUGUAUCUUUUUUGUGGUGUAUUCUUGACUGAUUGUGUUUGUUGUUGCAUGAGAAAUUGCAGAAAAAUUGGGUGGAAAACAUUUGUGAUCUAUUAUCAUGAUUAUGAAUCAUUUCUAUUAAUUUCAGUAAUGUACAUAUUCUUUCAGUUUAAUUGUUUUAAGUGUCACAGUUUUAAUAUGUUUAAACUAAAGGGGAACUUGGCUGUCUCAAUGACAGUCCUAGCAUUUGAUUAUCUGUGGAGCAUUGUGUUCUUGUUUAAAGUUUGAAAAUGUUAUGUGGUGACUUUUGACACAUCUCCAUUAUUUGUAGGAUUAAAAUUUUUGGACAAAAUAGUUUCCACACAAUAAUACAGUUUUCUGGUAUUCUGUGAUUUAAUUAGUAAAAACUAACAUGGGUACCCUCAGAAUGAGUGGUACACAGCUUAACAAAAUAGGCACUUAAGUUGAUGUUUAAGAUUUUUGAAGGUGCUGAAUCAUUUUGAACAUGUUAAUGAUGUAAAGACUGCAUGAAGUAUUUGUGGCUUUGGUGUAUUUGUAGUAACUGUCACCAUGGUUGGGCAAAACUUCAGUGUACAUAUCAACCUGUAAAUAUCCAUGUACAUUUAUUGUAUGCAACAUGUACCAUAUAUCUGUACAGGUAUGUUAGCUUGUGUACAAAUUGUUCAUAAUUGGAUUUCUCUUGGCAUAUUGUCAAAGAGCAAGAAUAAAUGUCAUGAAAUUA
Haliotis rufescens (red abalone) is the source of this 2213-nucleotide messenger RNA. Its product is annotated as dnaJ homolog subfamily B member 4-like. Lineage: Eukaryota; Metazoa; Mollusca; Gastropoda; Lepetellida; Haliotidae. Gene Ontology annotation, cellular component: cytosol. The coding region runs from base 141 to 1211 and encodes 356 amino acids. The transcript has a single exon. Gene Ontology annotation, biological process: negative regulation of transcription by RNA polymerase II. Gene Ontology annotation, molecular function: protein-folding chaperone binding. The record is from RefSeq and is a predicted model, not a curated record.